AUGUGCACGCUCUUCAGCGACAACCUCCUUGUUUUCUUGAAGCGCUAUGGAAUCUCACUUUCAAGACCAUACUUUGUCUCGAAAACUCAAGCGGACUCACCGAGUCACAAUCUGCACGCCCGAUCUUCCGACUACCUCUUCCUCCCUGCAAACGAAGUCGCGGGCAUGCGCGCGGUUGUGAAGUGCGGAGCGUCAGCAUCUGAUGCUUCAGCAAGGUCCACAACCCUCGAUCAAUACAAUACCGACGGCCGAAUACAAAAAGAGCCAAUCAGUCUGAUCUAUUUGGGUUUUUCGACCGCAAUCGGACCUCCUUGCAGCGCACUUAACCCUCACCCUAACCCUAACCCUCACCCUAAGUUCAGCCGCGGUGCUGGCAGGGACGUGUUUGGCCCUCCUGCCAGGAACGUUCGGAACGAAGAAGAGAGACGUGGAUUGAAUCCCGCGCCGUUUGCUGCUCACAGUUCGAUACAUUCAUUUCAAUUCGAUGAAUGUAGGUGUUCAAAACAGCGUUUGCAUUGCUCUGAGACCAGAUAG
Molecule: messenger RNA, 534 nt
Organism: Mycosarcoma maydis (corn smut)
Lineage: Eukaryota; Fungi; Basidiomycota; Ustilaginomycetes; Ustilaginales
Exons: 1
Coding region: 1-534 (177 amino acids)
Source: RefSeq, a predicted model, not a curated record